Ilex paraguariensis (yerba mate) is the source of this 345-nucleotide messenger RNA. NCBI's taxonomy places the organism in Eukaryota, Viridiplantae, Streptophyta, Magnoliopsida, Aquifoliales, Aquifoliaceae. The record is from the annotation of a GenBank genome assembly.
AUGAACAACACAGCAGCAAUCAACGCACACAUUGAUCAUAGCAUAGCAGCAAACACUCGAACGAAUGCACAAAGGAAUUUCAUCACAACAGCCAGCACCCACAACCCUAGACCAUGGUUGUGGGGUGCACAGUUACAGAAAAGAGGAGAGAAAAAAAAAAAAAACAGCCUCGUCACAUGCGGAGGUAAGGCUGCGCACUUGAAUCCCUCCCCAGACUCUGCAAUGACAAGAACCUUGUGCUCUGGACCACCCUUUUUAUUUUCUCAUAAUUCAAUUAAAUCACAAUCUAAUCUAAGAAGAGUCGUGUCAUGUUUCAUUUGCAUGGCAGAAAACAAUUAUCAGUGA